AUGGAAACCUCCGGGGAGAAAGCCAGACGACCGGAAAUAGCGCGUGUGUUCCAAACAUGCAAAGGGUGGAGUUUUGAGUGGUCCUGGGCGAGCAGGGGAGAAGCCUGCAACCAGGACAACUGUGUUACCCGGCUUGGAAGUACGAAGCUACCCUCGGCUGUUGAACCAGUGGCACAGAAAGCGUAUGUACAGGAAAUAGGAAAACGAUGGCUGGUUGACCAGAGCAAGGAGGAGGACAAGAAGGGAGGAACCGAAAAACACUGUUCUAUUGAAAGGUUGUAUAUUAUAUCCUGCAUGUUAAAUUCUUUGAUGCGGAUAUCCUUGGUCUGGCCGUGCCUUGGACGCUUGUUACAUCCACACUCCAUACGGAAGAACAACCAAGAACGGGAUUCGACAGCCGAACUAUACUUGUGUACACUGUAUAUACUGUGUAUAUCAUGA
Messenger RNA from Microsporum canis CBS 113480, 441 nucleotides. RefSeq lists its product as uncharacterized. NCBI's taxonomy places the organism in Eukaryota, Fungi, Ascomycota, Eurotiomycetes, Onygenales, Arthrodermataceae. The coding region runs from base 1 to 441 and encodes 146 amino acids. The record is from RefSeq and is a predicted model, not a curated record. The transcript is spliced from 3 exons.